AUGUAAAAUUCCAAGAUGGAAACACCUACGUUGUUGGGGGAAAUGUAAAGAUAAAAUUUUAGUGUUCUGAGGCGAAAUAAGAAGUUCAUGGCAACGUGACUCUCUGUAUAUGGAGAUAAUGAUGUAUUUAUUUCGAGUAAAUCAUCUUAGAUGACUGUUAACAAUGCAACCGUUCAAUUUAGCCAGUGUUUUACGACGUCCGGGUUUACUGUACAAGCACCUUGUUCAGUCCUUCAGGAAUAUACAACAUGAUUGUACUUCAUUCAACAUCAAACGCGUGGCACUUGUUUCAAAGAUGACAAGAUAUGAGUUUUUAAAAUCUACAUAUAAAGAUUUAAGCGAAGGAGAAUUGAAAAAACACUUGGAUAGCAUUAGGUCUGAUUAUGAAUCCCUUCAUCAACUCCAUGUAAACCAUUACAAAUGUGUUGACUUGAUACACAGAAUUUUGAAACAGCAUAGUAUAGAGACCAGGGUUGUGAACAGAUUCCAGUAUAAUGAGGAGGUUGUUAACUGGGCAGAUUUGAUCGUCACUGCUGGCGGCGACGGCACAUACCUGUUGGCAGCCAGUAAGAUCAAAGUCAAGGACAAACCGAUCAUAGGAAUUAAUACCGACCCUAAAAGAUCAGAAGGAUAUUUGUGUCUCUCAAAAAAGCAGUUUCCUGCAGAAAACUUUGGAGAAGCAGUGAAACGCAUCCUCGAAGGGAAAUUCAAAUGGAAGUGGCGCCACCGUAUUCGUGUUACUAUGUCAGGCUUCCACCAAAAUGACGAGCCUGUUGCUAUUCAUGACCAGCAACUUUUGUACCCUGAAUACAGGUUUGAGGAGCACAUCAAGGAGGCUGAAUCUCAUUUCGGGGAGGAGCUUGAGCAGAGGCUACACAUUCAAGAAAUGCCACCCCGGGUACUUCCCAUCUUAGCUUUAAAUGAAGUCUUCAUUGGUGAGGCUCUGUCAGCAAGGGUGUCUUAUUAUGAAAUCAAGAGGGAUGAAGAGCCCAGUAUGAAACAGAAGAGUUCUGGGAUCACUAUAUGUACAGGGACUGGCUCUACAUCCUGGUUCUUCCAUAUAAACCAUCUCCCAAUAGAGGCUGUCAAAGAUAUACUUGAAAUAACGAAGCGCCUGACCCAUUGUGAAGUUGAUCUAACUGAUCAAAAGCUGAUGAGUAAGGUUGCCUCAGAAUUUAACAACUCACUCAAAUUUUCUCCUGAUGAACCUCGAAUGGCUUACACAGUCCGAGAUCCCAUUGUGAAUGGUGUAUUUGAUGCUAUACGACAACAGAGAGGCUUUGCUACGAGGAUCAAGAUCAACUCCCGAAUGUGGGAUGGCACACUUGUGAUAGACGGAGAUUCCUCCUUUCACUUCAAUGAUGGAGCUGUGGCUACUAUGGAAAUGCUGGAGUCUGAUGCACUACUGACAAUUACACUUGACUGAGGAGCAAACAUUCUUAUCAAUUUAUCUCAAUUAAAAGUAAUAUAUUUUAACUGAGAAAGAUGGCUUUACUUUUCACUGUAUCUUAUAUAGACAAUUAAAGAAGAACUGAAUAUACCUUCACAGCUUGCAUAUGUAGUUGACUGAAGUUCAUACAUAUGUUCAUCAAUGGAGCAAUUUGUGAAGGAAGAAAGUGUCCAUGACUAUUAUGUUACCUAGUACAUGUACUAGUCAUUGUUGUUACAUGUAUGCUUGUUAAUAGGUACAAACACUAUAUAUCCCCGGUAAACAGUGCUUUUUCUAAACGGACAUUGAAAUUUUACAUUCUUUAUCAAUACAUCUAGUUUGAUAUGUGGUACCCUUUAAUAAAACUAGGAGUAAUAACUGAAGGUUCAUCACUUCAGCUUCAUAAGCUCAUUUAUUCCAGGUGUGAUCAUCUUGAAAAUAAUUCUUUAAAACUUUAAGACAUACCUCAUAGAACAUGUUUUGUUAGGACAUUCCUUAUUAGGAUAUGACUUAUUAUGGCAUUCCUUAUAAGGAUAUACCUUAUUAAGACAUGACUUAUUAGGACAUACCUUGUAAGAACAUGACUAAUUAUAAAGAUAUGAUUAAUUAGGGCAUUCCUUAUUAAGACAUAUUUAUUAGGACAUACAUUAUUAGAACAUAACUGAUUAGGACAUUCCUUAUAAGGAGAUACCUUACUAGAACAUUCCUUAUUAGGACAUGGAUUAGACUAACACUUUAAGAAUCAUAAAUGAAGUCGGAUAACAUAAAACUUCCAUGUAAAAUAAACUACAUAAUGCAUUUGUA
This is a messenger RNA of Pecten maximus, 2233 nucleotides long. Its product is annotated as NAD kinase 2, mitochondrial-like. Gene Ontology annotation, cellular component: mitochondrion. Lineage: Eukaryota; Metazoa; Mollusca; Bivalvia; Pectinida; Pectinidae. The record is from RefSeq and is a predicted model, not a curated record. Gene Ontology annotation, biological process: NAD+ metabolic process; NADP+ biosynthetic process. The transcript has 9 exons. Gene Ontology annotation, molecular function: NAD+ kinase activity. The coding region runs from base 164 to 1426 and encodes 420 amino acids.